AUGGAAAAAAUUGGAGAGAUUGAAGCUAUUCAAUAGGAAAUCAAAAAUGAUUGUAAAGCUUCAAAUAUAUUUUCAAAACCUUUGAUAAAGAUUAUUAUACUAGAUUAAAAUGAGCGGCAUUAGGUCUUUGUUAUAACUGUGAAAAGAGAAACAAGUUUGAUUAUUACUAAAGAUAAUGUUGCCUACCUUAUAAAAACAUAGAAUAUGGAAUAUUUGAAAAAUAAAUAGGAGAUUCCUAAUAAAUUGGGCAAAUUAUACAAGAAUAUGAAGGUUGCCCAAAAUACUAUUGUAUGA
Molecule: messenger RNA, 294 nt
Organism: Paramecium octaurelia
Lineage: Eukaryota; Ciliophora; Oligohymenophorea; Peniculida; Parameciidae
Source: the annotation of a GenBank genome assembly